CCAAGUUUCUGGGCUACACUGGGGGCAGGGUCAGAAGUCUUGAGGGGCGGGUGGUGUUCUGAAAAGUCGUGAGCGCCGCCCUGCUGGGACCCAAAUUCCUUGUGGGAACGAUGAUAAGGAACAGGUUUACAGAUUAUAAGGGCAAGCGCGGGAGAGGAGGGACAUCCAGGUAGGACAAGGACUUUUGGAGGGAGGUCAGAGGGCACGAAGUUGUGCCUGCAGCGGUUACCACAGUAACCGGGUACCGGAUGUGGCGAUCUUAGGAUGCGACAUCCCUCUCUUCUCAGGCCUUCUGGGCCGAGAGCCUGUCGACUCUAUGGCACACUGUGAGGAGACGGUUGUGGGGUUUUUUCAGCGACGGGAGAAGAGAGGAAUUAUUUUUCUAAGCUUUUAUACAAACGCAGCAAAGGGACGGUCUGAGAUUGCCGCCAUGCCUGGCAGAGACCGAGGGAGGCAGUUGGUGUGAGAACGCGACCGCACAAAGGACCCCGCAGCCUUCCGGAAGUGAAAUGGCGGGAGCCUCAGCCUCACUGUCCACCGCCCCCCCGGAAGCGGAAACAGAAUCCCAGCGUGCCCCUUCCUCACUGCCCUCCAAAUCCCGCUGCAGCCAUUGCCGCAACCACGAUGCCGAAACGAAAGAAGCAGAAUCAGCAGCAGCAGCAGCCGCCGCAGCAGCAGCCCCCACUCCUAGAGCGGGAAGAGACUGGAGAUGAGGAGGAUGGGAGUCCCAUUGGACCACCCAGCCUUCUGGGCCCUCCCCCCAUGGCCAAUGGAAAGCCUGGUGACCCCAAGUCAGCUCUUCACAGAGGUCCUGCGGGAUCAAGGGGGCCAAUGAUUCCACCACUGCUGAGUCUCCCACCUCCUCCCCGGGGUAGAGGCCCAAUUCGGGGAGGCCUGGGCCCCAGGUCUGGCCCAUAUGGUCGUGGUUGGUGGGGAGUCAAUGCUGAACCUCCUUUUCCUGGACCAGGUCAUGGGGGUCCCUCCAGGGGAGGCUUUCACAAAGAACAGAGAAAUCCUCGAAGGCUCAAAAGCUGGUCUCUUAUCAAAAAUACCUGUCCGCCCAAGGAUGGACCCCAGGUUAUGGAAGACAAAUCAGACCGCCCUGUCUGCCGACACUUUGCCAAAAAGGGCCACUGUCGAUAUGAGGACCUCUGUGCCUUCUACCACCCAGGCGUCAAUGGACCUCCUCUGUGAGACUGUGCCUUCCCAUCCAGGCUGGAAGGAGCCCUCUGUGACCUAGCGGCCAUAUAUUUCCCUGUGGCCCUGUGAUGGCUACUGGGAGGCUGUUCCACCCACCACCCUCAGUCAGUGACGCCCACCCCCACCUGCCACCUCCCCCAUUUGGGGUCCAGAGUUGUGUUUCAUCACUGGUGCACGGUGUGCGCUCUUUCUUCUGAUCCAGCCUCCAGAGACUCGCCUUCAGGACCCCAUCUUUGCUCCCUUCAACUGCCUCCUGGAUCUUCCUCCCCCUCGCCAACUGACUGCUGAACAGGAAACCUCUUUGGUGCUGUUUCUCGUGCAUCUGUCCACCCAGCCCCCAUACUGCCCUUGGUCCUGAGAGCCCUGGAGUAGUUUCCUAGCAUUCCCUUCUUCUAGCUGCUUGUUUUAAGUCUUUUUAUGUGACAGCCCUCAUCCCCAGUGUUGUCAGCUGCUCUGUGAAACUCACCAGGUUGUGUGACCUGGGGUCAGGUUUGGAUGACUGGUACAGAGUCAUUCCCGGCAAGGCCACUCCCUGCUCUUGGAUUUCAUAGUUUCUGCGUCAGUAGCAUGAUCUCCACUGCUACGGUCUGUGAUCACUGUACUUUGUGAAACUGUACAUCCCCUCGUAGCCUUUCUCAGUGUCCGUGGCAUUUUUGUGACUUCCCAACACUAGAGUAAGUUUUUCUGCCAAAAUGAGUGAGGCUCUUGGUGCCCUCUAGACGUUCCCCACCUCCCAACAUGGGAGAAUUGUGAAACCUUCCACAAGACUGCCUCGGUGGUCCUCCCCAUUCUCCCAGUGUCGGUUUUUCUGGGUUUGACACAGGGCCAUGAGUGUCCUUUAAAGCCUCUGAUGGGCCUACCUUAUCUCCUCUCCAGCCCAUUUUAGUUAGACUACGUCAUUGUGAGGCCACCAGCCCUUUCAUUUGAAUUCUGUGAAUCUCCACCUAGCCUACAGUUGGGCGGAACCUGGACAGUACUGUCGCCCUCUUCCAGUCCUCUUCCCCGACACCCCUGGCACUGGUUGUUUUCUGUGAAAACAGCAGUGAACAGUUUCAGUUUUGAACUGGCCCUGAGGAAAUGGGUCAGGAGUUGUGUGGGCAAGAGGGAGGGAUGAGAGCCGUUGGAAAACUGAGAAUGAAUUUUUUUUCUUUUUAACAUUUUUUAUAUUAGUAAUAAACACAGUGGAAACAAGCAUUUUCUUUAA
Molecule: messenger RNA, 2404 nt
Organism: Ceratotherium simum simum (southern white rhinoceros)
Lineage: Eukaryota; Metazoa; Chordata; Mammalia; Perissodactyla; Rhinocerotidae
Gene: PRR3
Product: proline rich 3
Molecular function (GO): RNA binding; metal ion binding
Source: RefSeq, a predicted model, not a curated record